Messenger RNA from Colletotrichum navitas, 674 nucleotides. RefSeq lists its product as uncharacterized. Bases 182 to 637 code for a protein of 151 amino acids. The record is from RefSeq and is a predicted model, not a curated record. The transcript has 2 exons. Lineage: Eukaryota; Fungi; Ascomycota; Sordariomycetes; Glomerellales; Glomerellaceae.
AUAAAAACUAGCAUAAACUACCUACGCGUACAUUGCGGACAGACGGAACCGGAAGAGGUGGCAAGGAUCGGCAUCGAACCCCAUGCCAUAGCCGUCACCUAUAUUGCUCCAAUAUCUCCUCCAUGCCCAAGGAUAUUGGACUCGGACAUAUAUCCAAGACCUUCCUACACAAUGGUGCCGCAUGCUACGAUCAAGCUCUAUACCCAGGAAAUUUCCAUCCGUGCAGUCUUUCUGCCCGAGAGCGGACAGCCUAAAGCACAAACAACCAGCGACAGUCGAAAUUACGUUUUCCUUUCAGUCCACAGGGUGGAAUAGGCAUGGUGAAACUGCAACGCUGAUCCAUCGUCUCCUUGAAGCUCCUAGUUUUGCCAUCAACUGCCCGCGGCCCCAUGCAGAAAAGCAGUCGCUGAUGUUUCUGAUUGUUAAAUGGUGCCGGCGUGGUUGGGGACGGGCAGGAAGGGAUCCGGCGGCUCGAGGGUCGUUGACGAACCUCAACCCUUACCUGUCAGCAGUUCCAGCCGGCCAACUGCCAUUGACGUUGGCUCAUCAAUCCUCUUCUCGCACGAAUGCAUCUGAGCGGCAGCGGCAGCGGCAGCACCAACCAUGCAAAGCACUGAAGGGAUGCGACGGACCAUAGGAAAGCCUGACUAGGACUAGAUCGAGCGGGAAGCUUG